Messenger RNA from Dentiscutata heterogama, 149 nucleotides. The record is from the annotation of a GenBank genome assembly. Lineage: Eukaryota; Fungi; Glomeromycota; Glomeromycetes; Diversisporales; Gigasporaceae.
AUGGCUUCCCAAAGACCCAGAAAAUUAGAAAGAAUGUCAGCUCAACAACUCCAAGACUUCUUAAAAAGAACUUCUGUUAGUGUGCCUUCACAGUCUGUUAGUAUGCCUUUACAGUCUGGUACUUUGCUAGUUGCUGCACAACUGAGCAG